Molecule: messenger RNA, 1818 nt
Organism: Malus domestica (apple)
Lineage: Eukaryota; Viridiplantae; Streptophyta; Magnoliopsida; Rosales; Rosaceae
Product: NAC domain-containing protein 100-like
Biological process (GO): regulation of DNA-templated transcription
Molecular function (GO): DNA binding
Source: RefSeq, a predicted model, not a curated record
AACUUCACCAUCACACACAGAGGCCCCCAUUUACUUUUCUUCACACCAGCUACUAGAAAGUUUAAAUUCCAAAUUUUUUGUGCAUGCUGAGCAAGAAAAGCCCUAGCUAGCCUCACCCUCUCUCUCUCCCUCUCUUGCACCUUCAUGAUUCAUCCGUUGUACCGCUCGUGCAUCGGAUCUCUUGAUAUUUUAUGCCCAAAACAAAAAGGUUUUGAAAAGUGUCAAGAAACCUAAUCAACAUAAGCCAAACAAUCCGGCCGGAAGGGGAAAACCCUAAAAGGAAAUUUGAUUUAUCUUCACAUCAUGACAGCAGAACCAAAGGAGGAAUUGCCACCAGGAUUCAGAUUUCAUCCUUCAGAUGAAGAGCUUAUCACCUUCUAUCUCAUGAACAAGAUAAAUGAUGCCACUUUUACUGGAAGGGCGAUUGCCGAUGUUGAUCUCAACAAAUGCGAACCCUGGGAACUUCCUGCAAAAGCGAAAAUGGGAGAAAAGGAGUGGUACUUCUUCAGCCUACGAGAUCGGAAGUACCCAACAGGAGUGAGAACAAACCGAGCAACAAGUACAGGUUACUGGAAGACCACAGGGAAAGACAAAGAGAUCUUCAACAGUGUCACAUCUGAGCUGUUUGGGAUGAAAAAGACCCUUGUUUUCUACAGAGGCCGAGCUCCUCGUGGUGAAAAAUCCAACUGGGUCAUGCAUGAAUAUCGCAUUCAUUCUAAAUCUGGCUUUAGAACAUCAAAGCAGGAUGAAUGGGUGGUUUGCCGAGUCUUCCAGAAGAGCGCAGGCAUAAAAAAGUACCCAACAAACCAAUCAAGAGCGGCCAAUCCCUACAACCUAGAAAUAGGACCAAGUAUGAUACCAUCACCCCUAAUGCAGCUAGGUGAUCCAAACCACCAUCAGUUCCCCUAUGGCAGAAACUACAUGACAAGUGCUGAGAUGGCCGAGCUUUCAAGAGUCUUCAGAGGUGGCGGUGGUGGAUCAUCAAGUAGCAAUAUCAACCUACCAAUCCAACCCCAAUUCAAUUACCCAAUUGGUGGAGGAGGAGGUGGCGGUGGUGUUGGAGGAGGAGCAGGAGGGUUUACAAUGUCUGGGUUGAACUUGAAUCUUGGUGGGCCAGCAUCACAGCCUAUGUUGAGGACAAUGCCACCACCACAGAUGCAUCAUCAUGGCCCUCCAUCUAUGAAUCAUCAUCAUCAAGUGCAAGAUGUUACUAUGAUGAACGGUCCAGAUCAUCAAGCUGGAUACGGAACAAUAGACAUGAACAACAGCAACAACGCAAACGGUGGGAGUGGAAACAGGUUUAUGAACAUGGAUACUUGUGUUGAUCUUGAGAACUACUGGCCUCCCUAUUAGGGUACUUAAGAGUAUCCACCAAUUAAUUCCCAAGGCCAAUUAAGUUAGGGGUUUGAUAUUCACACACCCCAUUUUACUUCUCACACACCUUUUUAAUUUUCAACCGUUGGAUUGAAUGAAUUGAAGAAGAUCAACGGACAGAAAUUAUUAAGAGGUGUGUGAGAAGUAAAAUGGGGUGUGUGGAUAGCACACCCCUUAAGUAAGAGACGAGCUUUCUUAUUAUUACUUACUGUUAUGCUUUAGGUAUAAAAUCGAUUUACUUUUCCUUCCCAGUUAGGGUAAUCAAGAACUAAGAACCCAGCAACUAAGGUCAGAUAUAUUAUAUAUAGUCCUAUGAAUUAGAGUCAAGUGACUACUCUCGUUCAGGAACGUUACAUCUUUGGUUAUUCAAUUUACUUCCAUCAUCUUAAUGUCUUUCAACAAUUAUUAAGCUUAUUUAUAAAGUUGGUUUUGCCUUAACACACA